Molecule: messenger RNA, 1423 nt
Organism: Frankliniella occidentalis (western flower thrips)
Lineage: Eukaryota; Metazoa; Arthropoda; Insecta; Thysanoptera; Thripidae
Product: thioredoxin domain-containing protein 9
Exons: 4
Coding region: 158-829 (223 amino acids)
Biological process (GO): microtubule cytoskeleton organization
Cellular component (GO): cytoplasm
Source: RefSeq, a predicted model, not a curated record
GGAGGAAUGAGAAAAGCUCCUUUCUGAAAGGCGGUGACAGCAGCAGCAACAUAGCAACAACAACAACUUCGUCUCAACAACAAAAAGAUCAACAAGCUCGGCACUGUUCAAUCCAAAUCAAAUCGAACAUUUUAGUUGUCACUGGAAGUGAUUCAUCAUGGCUACCGCUGAUAUAGAAAACCUGAUCAAGAGUCAAGUCCUUGAAGUUGCUCGAAAUGUGGAGCAACAUCUUGAUUCCGAACUUGAUAAGUUGGAGAAUAUGGAUGCUGAUGAUAUUGAUCGACUGAGGGGAGAUCGUCUCAAGCAGCUUAAGGAACAAGCUAAAAAACGCCAAGAAUGGCUUGUUAUGGGCCAUGGAGAAUAUACUGAGAUUCACGAGGAAAAAGAGUUCUUUGAGAUUUCUAAAAAGUCAAAAGACAUAGUUUGCCACUUCUACAAAGAUGGCUCCCCUCGGUGCAAAAUUGUAGAUCAUCACCUCAAACUGCUGUGCAAGAAGCAUGUUGAAACACGCUUUGUGCGAUUGAAUGUUGAAAAAGCUCCUUUCCUCACAGAUCGCCUUCGUAUCCGUGUUAUUCCAACCAUGGCUCUAAUUAAAGAUAGCAAGACUAAAGAUUUUAUUGUUGGCUUCACUGAUCUGGGGAACUGUGAUGAUUUCUCGACUGAAAUGUUAGAAUGGAGAUUAGGCACUGCAGGAGUUAUUAAUUACAGUGGUGACCUAUUGAACCCACCUGAAAAGAAGAAGAAGCCUAAGACCCUCCUGGGAGCACCUAAAAGAAGCAUUCGAGGAAGAGAUUCGGAUUCUGACAUUGAUGAUGAGGAGGACCUUUAAGAGUUUUGUUACCUUGUCAGGAUAACACAUUGUAUUAAUUCGAGUGGAAGAUUCAAUUCUAUUAAAUUAUUGAAGUGUUUAGUAUUAGGAGGAUGAUAUUUUGUCUGUAUGAGAGGCACAUGGCUUUUGGUCUGUGAUGUCAAUUUGGACUUGCUUUAAAAUUUAAUGUUACAGAAGUGAACUUGUAGUUUAAUUUCCAAAUACUUUUGACACUCCUGAAAUUUGUGCCUUGUUAUACUGAUGCUAGAUCACUACCUAGAUUGAUUAGUUGAAUGUUUGUUUCACCUUUUAAAGCUGUAUGUCAUUCCACCUUUGUUAUUAACUAUUAACACUGCAUUCAUUUACAAAUAAUCAUGACCACUCUUUAAAUUUGCUUGUGAUCUCUUUAUUUUCUGUAACAUGCAUGCUUUUUUAUAUGCCCUUCUUAUUGGAUAUUGUGUAUAGGUAUUAUAAUAAUUGGUGUAGAAUUAUAUUUAUUAUACAUUUGUUUUGACAAUGAGGUAAUACUUUUAUUGUUCUGCAACAGUAUCAAUAACUUACUCAUGCCUUCUGGCAUUAAAAAUCAAUUUCAAUAAAUAAUCUAUGACAUCUAAA